GUUUUACUGUCAGUGGUGUUCAUGUAUUUUACUGUCAGUGGUGUUCAUGUGUUUUACUGUCAGUGGUGUUCAGCAUUGUUCACCACAUAAUUGGCUUUAAGGUUUGUUUGAACCAUUUGCCCCAGUUUAUAAAGUCCACCCACGCCUAUUUUAUACAUCUGACACAUGAACUUGACCUUCAUUAUGAAUUUGAUGGUUUGUAUUUGAACCCCUGUUUAAAUCUAAAAGUCAGAUUUGAUGAUAAGAAAUAUACAGGCUAGGCGUCCAUGGUCGUCCGCAAAUUGGGAGUCAUGUUUGGUAACACACUGACCGCGUCAGUAAACACCGCACAUAGUUUCAGAGUUUCGUGUUCACAGGGCAACCUCUUUGUUUCAGACUUUCAUAGUUUCAUGUUCAGGGCAGCCUUUAGUCGUCAGGUGAAACAGAAAUGGAAAAUGCAUACCUCAUUCAAUCUGUGGUAUAGGCUUAAACUGAAGGUUGGAAAUGUUCUUAUAUCAUUACUCUCCCAAUUUAUAAUAUAAGAUAGCGCUAUUUAGUUACUCUCCUUUUUAAGACUUUAUAUUUAUCCUGAAUGUGAUCUCUAAAUAUAAAGCAGACCUGUAUACCACCAGAUCAUUCAGGUCCAUGCUCUUUAACUGUAUUUUAUAUCUGAACCCGGUUACAGUCUCAAAUGACAUCCUGAUUCCUGACACCAAGAAAAACUCCCCAAACCAGACAGAAGAAACCCAGACCAGCCAAAAUAAUAAAAAGCCCAGCUUUGAAUUAUAAUGUAAAGCCGGUUUAAUAAAGCAGGAGGCUAUAGUCCCAGCUGAGGAGUGGAUCAGGGCAGACAGAAGACUCUGGUCCCAGCUGAGGAGUGUGGAUCAAGGAUACGGAAGACUCUGGUCCCAGCUGGGGAGUGGAUUAGGGCAGAUAGGAGCUUCUGGUCCCAGGUGAGGAGUGUUGAUCAGGAGAAGAAUGUGGUCCCAGAGGAAGAGUGCGGAACAGGACAGAAGCAGCCUUUGGUCCAGCUGAGGAGGGUGGAUCAGGUCCCAGCUGAGGAGUGUGGAUCAGCUGAGGAGUGUGGAUCAGGUCCCAGCUGAGGAGUGUGGAUCAGAUCCCAGUUUAGGAGGUGGAUCAGGGAGACAGGAGCAACCAGUCGUAGUCCCGCCCAGAACACAAGCCCUGGCGUCUAAGGGGGCCUGCAGUACGGAUUUCGCUUUUCCCGUUUUUUUGUCCCAAAUAGUUGACCCAAAAUGCCUUGUUUGCACAAAUUCCAAAUGCGGACUAAAUCAGAAGAACUUCUAUUUCAAGAACAACUGAAACAAGUGGCAAUGGAGAACGGGAGGCGGCUAGGCCUGGAGGGAGACGGGGACCUGAAGUUCCUUCUGACAGGUGGGACCCUGGUUAAGGUCCGCUCCACGUCCUGGCAAAAGAGCCGCUACUACAAGCUCCAGGAGGACUGCAAGACCAUGUGGCACGAGUCCCGGAGAACUUUCAAGCCAAAGCAGACCUUCACCGUGGAGGACAUCGAGUCCCUGCGCCACGGCCGCCUUUCGGAGGGCCUCCAGAAGUACACGCACCCCAGCGCAGAGGACCGCUGUUUCUCCAUCCUCUUCAAAGACCACCACAAGCACCUGGACCUGAUGGCCGCCUCGGCAGAGGACGCCAGGAGGUGGGUCAGCGGCCUGGAGAAGUUGGUCAGCAACAUGAGGAGCCUCAGCCGGCAAACGAAGAGCGAGCACUGGAUUUUCAACUGCAUGCGAAAAGCGGAUAAGAAUGAGGACAACAAGAUGACCUUGAAGGAGCUGAAGCACUUCUUGCGGCAGAUCAACGUGGAAGUGGACGACGCGUAUGCAGAGGAACUCUUCAAGAAAUGUGACAAGUCCAAGUCGGGUUCGCUGGAAGGCCCGGAGAUCAAGCACUACUAUGACCUGCUGACGCACCGGGAGGAGAUCGACGUGAUGUUCAAGAAGUACGCCAACUCCGAGGGCCACAUGAGCGCCCGCGACCUCCUCACUUUCCUGCUCACCGAGCAGAGGGAGCAGGUCGGCCUGGGCCAUGCCGUCACACUCAUCAACAAGUACGAGAUGGAUGAGACAGCCAAGCAGACGCAGCACAUGACCAAAGAUGGCUUCCUGAUGUACAUGCACCACGAGGACGGGGCGGUGCUGAACCCGGCCCACAGUGCAGUGCACCAGGACAUGGGCCAGCCCCUCAACCACUACUACAUCUCCUCCUCCCACAACACCUACCUGACUGCAGACCAGCUGAAGGGGCCCAGCAGCACCGAGGCCUACAUACGGGCCCUGAUGAAGGGCUGUCGCUGCGUGGAGCUCGACUGUUGGGACGGGUCGAGCGGGGAGCCCGUCAUCUACCAUGGCUACACCCUCACAUCCAAAGUGCUCUUCAGAGAUGUCAUCAAGGCCAUCAAAGACUACGCCUUCAAAACCUCAGAGUACCCGGUGAUCCUUUCCCUGGAGAACCACUGCACGGUGCCCCAGCAGAAGCUGAUGGCCCACCACAUGGCCUCCAUCCUGGGGGAGGCGCUGGUCACCACACCCGUCUCCAGCACCAUGCCCACCCGCUUCCCCUCCCCCGAGGAGCUGAAGGGAAAGUUCCUCAUCAAAGGAAAACGUCUGAACAAACUGAACGCCGUGUUCAGCAACAACAACUCGGCUGAGGUGGACAGCGUGUCAGAGGAGGACGAGGCCGGCGACAGCAAGGAGAACGGAGACAAGGCCAAGCCAAAGAAGGCCAAGAUCCAGCUGGCAAAGGAGCUGUCCGACAUGGUCCUCUACUGCCGGAGUGUCCACUUCGGUGGCUUCGAGCACGCCAAGGACUCGCAGGCCUUCUACGAGAUGUCCUCCCUGAAGGAGAGCAAGGCCUUCAGCCUGGCAGACACCUCCGGCCCCGCCUUUCUCCAUCACAACAUGGACAAGCUGACCAGGAUAUACCCGGCAGGCUCUAGGACCGACUCAUCCAACUACAACCCUGUGCCCAUGUGGAACACGGGAUGCCAGAUCGUGGCGCUCAACUUCCAGACAACCGGCAAGGAGAUGGACCUGAACCAGGGCCGCUUCCUGGCCAACGGCGGGUGUGGCUACGCCCUGAAGCCCGAGUUCCAGAGGGACCCCUCGUCCCAGAUGAACCCCAGCUCCCUCUCCAAGGGGCCCUGGCUGCAGAAGAAGAUGUUCCACGUCAUGGUGAUCUCCGCCCAGCAGUUGCCCAAAGUGAACAAGGAGAAGCACAAGUCCAUCGUGGACCCGCUGGUCAGGGUGGAGGUGUGUGGUGUGGCUGCUGACAACGCCAGCAAGGAGACCAAUCACAUUGAAAACAAUGGCUUCAACCCCAUGUGGAACGAGAGCUUCAGGUUCCUGGUCCACGUCCCUGAGCUGGCCAUGGUGCGCUUCCUGGUGGAGGACUACGACUCCACGUCCCAGAAUGACCUGGUUGGCCAGUACUGCCUCCCCCUGACAAGCGUCCAGAAUGGAUAUCGUCACGUUCCCCUACUGACCAAGAGAGGGGACGUCAUCUCCUCUGCUGGGCUGUUUGUCCACCUCAUGCUGCUGGACACCAAGUAGAGCAGGAGCCAUGGAGCCCACAGCCAGAGUCUGCCUUAUCCUUACCCAGGAGCCAUGGACCUCACAGCAAGAGUCUGCCUGAUCCUUACCAAGGAGCCAUGGACCGCACAGCCAGAGUCUGCCUGAUCCUUACCAGGAGCUAUGGACCACACAGUCUGCCUGAUCCUUACCAGGAGCCAUGGACGAAAAUGGCCUGACCCUUAAUGCCACACCCUCCCAUCGCCAUGUCCUUUAUAACCCAGUCGCUAGCUUUGGUUAUUUUCUUUCGUUUUCGUAUCUUUUAAAUUGAAAUUGUAUUAUUUUACUCAGCAAUAGUAAUAAUUAUGAAAUAUAAAACAAGUGGUGUUCUACGAUAGCUUUUUAAAAUGUUAACUCUUCAUUUUAUUGUUUAAAUUCAGCACUUUGGCGAGGGUAAAGCAGAGAACGCAUAAGAGGAGCCCGAUUUUAAACAGGAUUUAAAGAAAGGUGAGGAAACGUACGUGAGAGUGAGUGUGGAAGAAGAUUCUCUCUCAGGCCAUUAUAUUAUACAUAUAUAUUAUAUUAUCCAAAAGAAGUAUUGUCAGCAUAUCACUUAUGUAUUUAAAUGUAGUCUAUCUGAGUAGACCCAAUUUCCCAAUCUCUCUCUCCUGCCCUUUGACAGUGUUGUGUGUUUCAUGUUUUUACACUGCCAAAUAUGCCCGUCUUAGGCACGCCUUCUUCUUGGCAUGGUCUAUGCGUUUACACUGCCCAAGGUCAAUUGCCUGCUUGAGCUAGCACCCCAAUUUACCCUCCCAGACCCUGCACACAUUGGCGGUUUCAUUCUGAUGUAAAUGCAAUUAGACGGCUCAGAGGUUCCGGGGGGGGGCUGUUGCUGCACUUUCUCUACAAUAGAGACAACGCAGCAGCGAUAUCAACAUGAGUAGUUCUAACUGGAGAUACAGGGAAAUCCACAAGCUGCUGAUCUCAUAGGAGAUGCAGGUGAUGCAGUCACAUUUAACAAAGACGUUGAAAGAUGUGACGAUCUACAAGAAAGACGCAGAGGAACGUUCCUUACGAGGCUUUGUCGGGAUAAAAAACAAGUGGUUAGCAAAAUAAAGAAUAUGUUGGUGUUUUUGCACUUGUAAAUAGUUAAGCUCGUUUGUAGCCUACACUCAGACGUGAGCUCAUUCUUGCAUGCGGUUGUCUUCAUCAUAAAAAAGUAAAAACAUUCGAGAGUAUACAUUUAUUCUAAAGAGGUCUAGACUCCAUGCAUAGCCCCGCCUUCCCCAGUGAACCAAGAAAGCCGGUGCUGUGACGAACGGGGGAUUUUACCCCCUCGGUUUCACACAGGCAAGACGGUGAAAUUGCCGGGCGUGUCAAGCAGCGACCGGCUUUGCAGUGUCAAAAGGCCUGUGUUUCUUUGUUUUAAUGUAUUGCAAGCAGUGGCGAUUUUGGUAUGGAAACUCUGGUGGGGCCCAUGCAGGAAAAUAUUAUAACGCAAUCCAGAAAUACCACAUUUUACUACCAUCACAAAAAAAACAGUAGCAAGUGACAGAGGGGACCAAAAUUGCAGCUGAAUAAUGCCAUCACUCAAACGCGAAUCUGACGACAUAUAUUAGGCUAUUAUAGCAAUAGCACCACCAAAUGGCAGCGUUCAAGAUCUCACCAUAUCAAAACUCAAGAAAACAACAACGUGGCAACAAUAAAAACACAACGGCGCACACCCUUUACACAGCAAUCAAUAUACAAAGCCACCAGUCACAAUAUACCAAAAAAAUAAGAAGUAUGGUUUAAGUUGCAUUAAGUUUGCAGGCCACCAUACUGUACAAUUAACAAUGGAUCUAGCCUAAUACAGUGGUUGCCUAUUCAGACCUGGAUAAUCCUGGGUGAAAAUUUAAGUAAGUUUGGGCUAAGAUGGUAAUUACCUGUGCUUUAAGGACAGUGCUGUCUGGUCUCCUUUGUGUGGCUGAGGUGAAACACAAGCAUUUUUUUCCGCUUGAACCACUCCUGGUUAAACGAUCUAUUCUUGUCCUUUCCCUCUUGAAUAAUGAUUAAAUCCGUCGGGCGAUGUGGUCCCAAACGUUUUAUCUCCAACUUCUGUUCAAGUGCUAAAUCUCACAUGAGACAUACUCAACACGAUUCAUCAUUAAAUGAAUGAAACGUCCAUUUGUUGUUAUUUACUGUAACAGUAACUGUAGCCCCGCGUUCACACCAAAAGAUGCAUUUGCUGCCCGAACGCGCUGACGCCUGAGUUUUGCGGCGCAUCAAAUCAAGUUUUGCGGCGCGUCAAAGGUUUUGCGGCGCGUCAAAAGUUGAAAUAUUUCAACUCGAGCAGCAUUUGACGCGCCGCAAAAUACGUGAACGCGCCCUUCAUGCCGCGCCGCAAAUCAGAUUUUGACGCGCCGCAAAUCAAGUUUUGCUGCCCGUUUUCUCGGCAGCAAAUGCUGCGGCAGCAAAGCAGCAACGCGUCUCUACAUUCACUUUGAAUGGGAUCACGACGCGCGUCAACUUUUUGCAUCUUUUGGUGUGAACGCAGGGUAACAGUAACUACGUUAGCCAGCUAGCAAGAUCUGAUCGGCUCCUGCCGUAAACCCCGCCCUUUCUACAAAUCAGCCAAUGAGAAGAGCUUUGGGGCACUAAACUUCUGCAGCUGGUUGCACCAGCAGAAAGUAAGGUCCCACUUAGGCUACGUUGAACGUAAAUCACCCUAACGUUCGACUUUACACUCUACUAAAAAAAUAGCAGUUGCACCAAGCAGAUAGUUUCAACGUAACACUAAGGCCCCGUUCACACGAAGCCGAAACGGGCGAAACCGUUACGGUUUCGAUCUAUCCGGUUUAGAAGUAUCUCCAUAAAGACGAAGCCAAGCGAAACCGGGUAGAUCUGUAGAAACGCUGUAGUACACAUUCGAGGCCCAUAAGGGGCGCUGCUUCUGGUACAGAAAUCCAGAAGAAAUUAAAUAAGAAGAAGAGGCGAGCAUGCGCAUAAAGGCUGCCCUUAUGCGCAUGCUCGCAUGUGAUUUCUGAGACUCCGCGGGCUUAAGAGCCAUUGGCUAGGAGGUCGAGGGGUGGGGCGAUGACGUCAUGGUUUGCGGUUUCAGUCGGUUUCAGGCGUACACACGAAUCCAAAACGAAACCGGGUAGAUUUGAAACCACCUCCGAGGGUGGUUUCAGAAGUUUGCGGUUUCGGUCAGCGGAUUUGCCGGCUUCGUGUGUACGGAAGGCCGAACCGUACAAGACCUUUGCGGUUUCGCCAUGAAAUCGGCUUCGUGUGAACGGGGCCUAAGUUAUAACUUAUCUUUUACACCUCCCCUCUAGCUGGUGUAAGUUCCAUACUAACGAUAAAGAACCGUUAAAAGAAAAAAACGUAAAAAGAUUUCAACACUAAUGCAGGGUAAAGAUGGCUAUUCGUUUUGAGCAAUGCAUUGGGAAGAGGAGUUUCAACGCGGUUUGCGCCAGGAACGAAUUGUCCGUGACCGUAUCGAUCCAUUUCUUUAUUAUGAUGAUGUUGAAUUAUAUGCGCGAUUUCGGUUUUGCCGGUAGGAAUAUUAUAUUUAUUUAUUUAUUAUAAAAUCCGCCAUCAAAUAGCUUAACCUCACGCCUAUACCGUCCAAGCAAAUUUUAGAGAAUAAAUGACUGAAACUGUUUUGUUAGCCCUCUCAUUUGGGUGCUAACGCGUCUUCACUCGGAUAAGGUGGAAGUUUGCCGGUAUUUCCUGUUUACAUUGUUACCUGUCAAUGAUUGGCUUGAAAUUAUCUAAACGUCAUUAAAAGCGACACUAGUGCAAUUUACGCACUACCAGUAACGUUACAACUUAAGUUAUGGUGGUGCAACCAAAAUUUAGAACACCUUUAGUUUUACACUAGCUACGUCGAGCGUAGGGUUACGGCAGACUUUACACCCGAACUUACGAUCGGCUUUACGUUCUGCUGGUGCAACCGACUGCUGGCCCCACCGCCGAAACAGAAGCGGGCGCUGCGCACGCGCUUGCUCGCGCAACAGCACCAGUUUUCUACACUGCAGCAGACGGGGCCAUCUCGGCUGUGCCCCACCGAGCGGAACAGACGAGACGGAGCAACGAACUAUUUCACACACAACUACUACACUACAACAAUUGCGUUCAUCAAAUUAAAACUGCGGACAUGUAAUUAAUUAUUAACAAUUAAUGUAUUAUUAACUUAUGCUCAAUGACAUUUAAAAAAAAAAAAAAAAAGUAUAAUCGUGCCCUGCACGGCAGCGUUCUCUGGCCGUGCCCCACUGGUCCCUAAUGCAAAGACGCCACUGAUUGCAAGUAGAAAAAUAACAGGUAUGAUCAGGGGUUAUGCACACUAGGUUUAUCAACGUUUACAACAAGACCCAGGAUGUUUGUUCGGCUAAAUUGUGUUUUUUAUGUACGUAUGUUAUAUAUAUCAUCGAAAAACAAAUACAUGGUUGGUUUAUAUUUAAUUUUCCUUUGACAAGCAACUUAAUUCAUGUCAAAUAGUACUUGACUUGCAUCCAAGUAUAUAUAUAUAUAUAUAUAUAUAUAUAUAUAUAUAUAUAUAUAUAUAUAUAUAUACACAUGCUUUGCAUGUGCUGUCGCUCCCACUUGCAAGCUAACUGCAUUUGGACUUAAAUGAAUAAAUUAAUGAUCAUAAUUCUGAUCAACAGUUUGUUUAUUAUACAUGUUUUUGACAACAGAAUAUGUACCACAACUUGAUUAUUCAACAGGUUGUUGAAAUGUUUACUGGCUGGUAUUUAUAGGAGUGAUUCUAGGUUAUAGGCCACUAAUAGUAGAUUAUUGAUCAUGCGCUAUUUUUUUAUACUAAAAUUGUUAACUCAUCUGUUCUUUACGAUUUGUAUAAUAAAAAUCAGUUUUAGUAGAAAACAAUUAGAUGCAAUGCCAAUAUUUCAAACAAAGCUAAUAUUCUAGAUCAUGAAGGGAAUCUGCUUUCUGAAUGACCUGGUUCGACCCAACAUACAUCUAUUCUAAUCUAGGGAACUGGAGUUUGUUCAUAAAGCUAACUGCUAUACUAAGCUCGGGGUUUUUUCUUUUACACCAACCCACUGUGCAACCAAUCGCCUCCUGUCUAAACAAGCCCCGCCUUCUUCUUCAAAUCGCUCUGACGCCAUGCUGGCAGGCGUAGGAAGUCAGCGCGGUUGGUGCCCAACAGGUUUUCGAAGUCCACAUCGGAGAGGUACAUCUGGCAACAGACAAACAACACACUCAAAGAUUUACAAACAACACGAGAGUCUGGGCUACAUCUUAGAUGCAUUUUCCUUACAGCAUUUUAGGAUUGGAUAGCCUGACCCCUGAUGUUUGGUCGACCACUUUAGUGCUGUGCUACAGUGCUGUGCACUCUACUGGGGGUUGGACCCCUGGCCUCUUAGCAGCCACAGAGCCUUUCAUAGCGCACACCUCUCCACACAGGGCUGCAGCAGCCUGCCCUGGGUCCGUCUCGCUGCCACUGGGUUGGAGUUUGUGUUUGAUUCAGGGAUCCAAAAAUGACCCAGAUUCAAACUGAACCAGAUUCAUAACUGAUCCACAUUGAUAAUGGAUAACUGAUCGCAAUUCAUAACUCUAGCAAAGGUCCGUGCUACACACCACCUUGGUGGCUGCCGCACUCCACCUUUGACCUUUCUGGGUUUCUCCAAACACAAGGACGCAGGGUCAGGCUCGGACUGGUAAUCUGUGAUACCGGGCAUUUGCCAGAAGGGCCGGUCCACAUUUCGGCAUGCGAGGGCUGGCCCUCCUUCAAUCAUACCGGCCCCAAUACUGAUUAUACGACCGCCUUACUUACCUGACAAUACGGAUAACUCAAAGAGCCCAAGAAAGAACCUAACGUCAAAUUGUUACAAUGGUGCAUCCAGUAUAUAUAGCGCUUCCUUGUCAUGCACAUCUAUGUGACGGUUGGUAUAUGGUAUAAUUUUCUAUUUCUUCAAACUGUAAAAUCCUGUUUCUUCAAACUGUACAAUCAUUGCAACAAACUAAAUUAAAAUAAAACUAAAAUGCUUUCUUUAAACUAAACUACGA
This is a messenger RNA of Gadus chalcogrammus (walleye pollock), 9533 nucleotides long. It is a transcript of the gene plcd1a, whose product is annotated as phospholipase C, delta 1a. The record is from RefSeq and is a predicted model, not a curated record. NCBI's taxonomy places the organism in Eukaryota, Metazoa, Chordata, Actinopteri, Gadiformes, Gadidae. Gene Ontology annotation, biological process: phosphatidylinositol-mediated signaling; lipid metabolic process. Gene Ontology annotation, molecular function: phosphatidylinositol-4,5-bisphosphate phospholipase C activity; calcium ion binding. The transcript has 15 exons. The coding region runs from base 1236 to 3563 and encodes 775 amino acids.